Anopheles stephensi (Asian malaria mosquito) is the source of this 2718-nucleotide messenger RNA. Its product is annotated as alanine--glyoxylate aminotransferase 2, mitochondrial. Gene Ontology annotation, molecular function: pyridoxal phosphate binding; L-alanine:glyoxylate transaminase activity. The coding region runs from base 260 to 1780 and encodes 506 amino acids. Gene Ontology annotation, biological process: glyoxylate catabolic process. Gene Ontology annotation, cellular component: mitochondrion. NCBI's taxonomy places the organism in Eukaryota, Metazoa, Arthropoda, Insecta, Diptera, Culicidae. The record is from RefSeq and is a predicted model, not a curated record. The transcript is spliced from 6 exons.
UUUUCAUCUGAUCCCACCAGUCUUCCGUUGACCGCCAAGCGUUAAAGUUCGUCGUUGCGGAACACUCAAACAGUGGAAUCAUUUUAAUCAAAAACACACAACGUUAUAUGCCUUAACGGUGAUCGAGAACAAAGUCCACAACUUCGUUAGUGCACAUCCGUUCCCUGAUCUUUAGUGACAAUUAAUUUUCAUUUCACGUGGGACGUGUUCUAGUUCAGCUGUGUUACUUCAUAAGCCUGGAAAGCACGAGCCUUUUGAGAUGCUCCCGAUGAACCUGCGGACCUUAUCAGCUGGUACAUUUUGCGACCGAACUCUUCGCCGUAUGCUCACAACACAACCAAAUACUCAACGUCCAGAAUCGCUAAAGCAGCAUCGACAACAACAGCACGAUUUCCCGGCGUACAAAGGACAGUGUUAUGAAGAGGUCGUGAGACUUCGCAAACAGUUUCUAACGCCAAAUGUGACCUCAUAUUACAAGAAGCCGCUUUUGAUUCACAAAGGCAGCGGCGCACAGCUUUUUGAUCAGGAAAAAAGCUAUUUGGACAUGUUCGGUGGAAUCGUAACUGUGUCCGUCGGCCACUGUCAUCCGAAAGUAAAUGCUGCCUUGGAGGAACAACUCCGCACCCUGUGGCACACGACAAAUAUUUACAUGCACCCUAAGCUGCAUGAAUAUGCGGAAAAACUGGUGACCAAAUUGCCGGGCGAUCUUAAAAACGUUUAUUUUGUCAAUUCAGGCUCCGAGGCGAACGAUUUAGCCAUGAUGAUUGCACGUUUGUACACAGGCAACCAUGACAUCAUCAGCUUUCGAAAUGCGUAUCACGGUGCCUCCCCUUAUACGAUGGGACUUACGGCACAUUCCACCUGGCGAUAUCCGCUUCCCGGACUCAAUAGCGGCAUCCUACAUGCAAUGAAUCCCGACCCAUACACGGGUAUAUGGGGUGGUAAGCAAUGCAGAGACUCGCCAGUGCAAACUACGCGGAUCUGCGACUGCCAAGAAGGUGAAUGUAAGGCAUCGGACAAGUACUACGAGCAGCUGGAGCAAAUAUUCAAAUAUUCACUUCCCCGUGGCAAGGUGGCCGCGAUGUUCGCCGAGUCCAUUCAGGGCGUUGGAGGUACUGUACAGUAUACGAAGGGAUACAUCAAGCGUGCCGCGGAGCUCGUGCGAGCUAACGGUGGACUGUUUAUUUCGGAUGAGGUACAAUCCGGGUUUGGGCGUACUGGAGAACACUAUUGGGGUUUCGAAGGCCAUGAUAUCGUACCGGAUAUAGUGACUAUGGCGAAAGGCAUUGGAAACGGAUUUCCCAUGGGAGCAGUGAUAACGUCGCGGAAAAUCGCGGAGGUGCUUUCCCAGGCUUUGCACUUCAACACGUUCGGAGGCAACCCGUUAGCGUGUGCUGUAGGGAUGGCAGUUCUCGAUGUGAUCGAUGAGGAAGAAAUGCAAAAAAACUCACUAGAUGUGGGUACCUACUUGUUGAAGGGACUGGAACAACUCCGCGACAAGCACGAUGUUAUUGGGGAUGUCCGUGGAAAGGGAUUGAUGAUUGGUGUGGAGCUAGUUGCCGAUAAGGAAACGCGACAGCAUUUAAGCGCUCCGCAUUUCGUCGAUAUCUGGGAGAUGUGCAAAGACAUGGGCGUUUUGUUUGGACGGGGCGGACUGAAUGCCAAUGUGCUUAGAAUUAAGCCUCCGAUGUGCAUAACAAAAGCGGACGUCGAUUUUGCCUUGCAUAUUCUUGACACUGCCUUGAGCAAGCACUCGGAAGGAGUGCGCCAAAAUUCUUAAAAUCGUUUCAGUUCGAUGUUCUUUUUUGCAAUACAUUAACGGAAUAUAAGGAUUGUGCAUCAAUGAGCUGGUUAACAAAUGGAAAAAAAUAAUAAAUUAACAUAACUGAAUAAAUAAUGCAACAACGUUCGCGUAUAUUAAUUUCAUUCGCUCCUCAUUUAACGAUCAUUUGGCUUUGCAAACACAUAACGUUAGGAAAAAAGAGCUGAGCAUUAACUAGCAAAUUUAGACUAUUUACCAAAUUGUUUGAAGAAGAAUCAGCAUCUACUUGUCACGGGUGAACGUAUGUCAACAGAAUCAUCACGGUAUUGUUAGCCUGUAGUUUCCAGCACUUGGGUUGACACGUAUUCAAAAUUUUGAGAUUACGUCUGCGUGUGUGUGUGUGUGUGUGUGUGUGUGUGUGUGUGUGUGAGCUUAAUUAUUAACAUAUUCAUCUUUUGUACCACUUACAAAAUAUGUUUUUUCAUGCUUUUGAUUGCAAUUAAUCCAUAACGUUUGUUUUGGCUUUAAACACGAAUUUCCCGAGGUUCUCAAGGUUGGGACUAAUUUUCAUUUUUUUUAUGCUAAAUUUAAAUUUCCCUGGUAUAGGUACUACGUAUCAAGCCACCUAUGUGUGUUACUCGAACGGAUGCUGACUAUGCACUAGCAGUUAUCGAUUACUGCUGCGAACAGUACAUGAAGAAACAAAAGCGUGGAUCGACGCGCUAGACGAACGUGCCGACUUUUCAACCGUGUUCUGCUACGAAAUUUGGGAAAUAUCACUCGAAUGUACGCCACCUACGCUAAGCGUUGAUAGUGCAAGUAUUUUUACGUUAAGUUUUUUUCUUUGCCACUGUUAUGAAACAUAACAUUCCUCAUAUUAUGAUCUGUGAUGUAUGCCAAGAAUACCGGAGGUAAAGGGAAAGAAUAAAUUAUACAUUUCAACUUUGGACAGCAAA